AUGCCAGCUAAAAAGGGCAUCGUAGCUGCUGGUGCAACAACAACGUCAGGAGCAACAAAAACAGGCGUCACCAGUGGUCGCGUAAAAAAAGGCGGUAAAGAUAAAUCAAAAAAUACGAUGCGUGAUUUACGUAUAAGAAAAUUGUGUUUAAAUAUUUGUGUUGGUGAAAGUGGUGAUCGUUUAACACGUGCUAGUAAAGUAUUGGAACAGUUAACAGGUCAAACUCCAGUAUUUUCAAAAGCUCGAUAUACUGUUCGUUCAUUCGGUAUUCGUCGUAAUGAAAAAAUUGGUGUUUUUUGUACGGUACGUGGUGAAAAAGCCAAAGAAAUAUUAGAAAAAGGAUUAAAAGUAAAAGAAUAUGAAUUGCACAAAGGAAAUUUCAGUGAACUGGGAAAUUUUGGUUUUGGCAUUCAAGAACAUAUUGAUUUGGGUAUAAAAUAUGAUCCAUCGAUUGGUAUCUACGGUAUGGAUUUUUAUGUUGUUAUGGGUCGAGCUGGCUUUAAUAUUGCCUAUAGAAAACAUAAAACGUCACGUGUCGGUGCUCCACAUCGUAUUACAAAAGAUGAAGCAAUCAAAUGGUUUCAACAAACUUAUGAAGGUGUCAUACUGCCAGGUGGAAAAGUAAAAUCUAAAAGAAUGAAUGGAUUUCGUAGUCAUAUGUGGGAUCCUGUUUUGAUUAUUAGUCAGAUAGUGGCUGUUCAAACAUUGUAUUAUCUGGGUCUUGGUUUUUGGAUUUUGCUACUGACAUUUGCUAUGGAUCGUGUACCAUCACUUGAAUAUGUGUUUGCAUACGAUUAUCCAAUACCUAGUAAUAAAAUGUAUGGUGAAGAUAAUGUAUUGUUCAUUGUAAAAGUAUUACAACCAUUUUCGUCUUCAUUCGAUAAAAUACCUGAAACAACACAAAUUGAUUUGAUUAAUAAUAAUACGGAGAAGUUUCAGAGAUACAAAUUUGAAGUGAUGACCGAUUUACAAGUGAACACAAAACUACCGUUAAGACGGAAUAGACCGGGUACAAAAGCAAAAGAUUGGUGCCAUUGGCCAGAAGAAAAUUCUGAAAAUAUGGAUAGUCUUUAUCAUAUUCAACAGUAUAUUCAGCAAUCUAUUCGACGAAAUCCAGCUGAUAUUGAUUUUAUACUUUCGUCUCCUGAUCAACAAGACGAAGGUGUAUGGAAAUAUGAACAUUUGAGACAAUUUUGUCUUGAAUUAAAUGAUUUAACUGUUCGAUUACAACGCGAAUGUUUGCCAGAAACAUGCUCACAAAUGACUGCCACGGAACAAUGGAUUUUUUUAUGUGCUGCACACAAAAAUCCAAAAGAGUGUCCUGCAAUUGAUUAUACAAGACAUACACUCGAUGGAGCAGCUUCAUUGCUAAAUAGCAACAAAUAUUUUCCAAGCAGAGUCAGUAUAAAAGACACAUCUAUAGCGAAAUUGGGUUCAGUAUGUCGUCGAAUUUAUCGUAUAUUUUCCCAUGCCUAUUAUCAUCAUCGUCAUAUCUAUGAUGAAUUUGAAAAUCGUACACAUUUAUGUCGACGUUUUACCGUAUUUGCUCUACGAUAUAAUUUAAUUCCAAAAGAUAAUUUAAUUGUACCAAUAAGUGGUGUUAAUCAAGAAACAAUCAUGACAACUACUGUCACAAUAUCAUCAGCAUCACAAUCGACAACACCAGUCAAAACAGUGUCAUCAACAAUAAAUAGUGAUAAUAAUAAUAGUCCACCAUCAUCUGCAAAUGGAAUAAAUUCGCCCGCGACUCAUGGUUCACCUGAUAGUAAGAGUGGUACCGAAAGUGACGCUUAA
This is a messenger RNA of Didymodactylos carnosus, 1794 nucleotides long. The record is from the annotation of a GenBank genome assembly. NCBI's taxonomy places the organism in Eukaryota, Metazoa, Rotifera, Eurotatoria, Philodinida, Philodinidae.